Molecule: messenger RNA, 3280 nt
Organism: Jaminaea rosea
Lineage: Eukaryota; Fungi; Basidiomycota; Exobasidiomycetes; Microstromatales
Exons: 1
Coding region: 266-3238 (990 amino acids)
Source: RefSeq, a predicted model, not a curated record
GUUGUGGCUUGUUCUUUCGUAGAUGACUAUGCAGCAAAGCUAAUGUUGUGGCGCUUAGCCCGCGCCGCGGCGCGUCGCCUUGGUACCUGACCAGGAACAAAGGGGCUGGAGAACUGAGAGGGCGGUGAUGGAGGGCGGUGAUGGCGGCUCUCUCGUUGUUUUGCAAUCAACGUCUCUCCGAAGAGGCAGUUGUCAUUGAGAUUGGGCCACCUUCCUCCUAACCCCUCUCUUGCUAACAUCCAUCGCAAAGCACUCGACGACCUUCAUGAGGUCAAGCAUCUCAAGUCCGACGCCUGCCUCGCCCUCGCCUUCGCCGCAGCAUCGCAUCAGCCGUCACUUUGUUCUCCCCUCGCUCGAGUCAAAUACAUUCACCAACUUCGUUCGUCGUCCCCGCCGAUGGGUCGAGGAGCUGCGAUCGGCGGAUGGCAGCGAUGUAACUGCCACGAUACCCGAUACGGUGAAACAGCAGCAGAAGAGACCAAGGUCGCUGGUCAUCUUUGAGAGCAAGAAGCAGUGGGCUGGUGCGGGCAUUCUGACUUCGCCGCAGCGCAGAGGGGGAGGAGAGGAGUCAGGUGUGGACAGUACCGGAGUCAAGAGGAUGGCCUCAAACAGCAGUGCGGCUACUAUUCGCUUCGUGGGCUUAGAUGGGGAGACAGAGCUCAAAGAGGAGCUUUCUGGACGCUCGACUAGGGCAAAGACCGUCGAUGCCAAUGAGGAUGACCUUAGCCCCGUCUCUAUGCGCAAUCAUGUCUUCUCGCGCAGUAGCUCCCUUCGUACCGCUGGCAGCCCAGGGUUGAGCAACCAUGUUCAGACCGCACCAACUUUGUCUUCAUCGGCUCAGGACUGGCUCUCAAGCCCCGUAUCCAAGCCUAUAGCACUCCAUGGAACGUCUGUCCAUGCCGAACGCGCUCAUGCGCCAGCCGAUUAUGCAGAAGAGCUUCGCAAAUGGUCAGCAAAGCGACAGCAACAUCCCUGCCCAAGUGCAGCCGCUUCCCUCUCGCCGCUACCGCCGAGCAGUGAGGUCGCCACGCAUACCUCACAUACGGGGAGCGAUGCAAGACCUUCCACAGCUGGAGUUGCUUCGUCAAAUGGGGAGCGCACUCUUCACGUCGGCGAGCAGCCGCAGCAAUCCGCUCGACGCAGCUUGGGCAAGCAACGAGCGGAUCUCAGCGCAGCAAUUGUCGACGAACAUGAGAGUGAGCGUGGAAACCAGACUACUCUGCUUGCCAGUGCACACACCCGCGAGACGACAACCGCACUGCGUCGCAUGCUCAGCCACUCGAGCACGAACGAGGCUUCCGAUAGGACGGUACGCCCACUGAUCGUCGACCAUCAUGGCCCUCAGUCCAACGAUGAUUUGGCAUGCGGUAGCACCCGCGAAUCAUACGGACACAUGCAUGGUAGUCAGGUGCUCGAAGAAGUCAUGGCAGGAGACGAUGUAGCUGCCACUCAGCGUAGACACACCGGCGUCGCGGCCUACGGGACCGCCACGGUAUAUCAUGACCUUGCUCAACAUCGACUUGCCGCACCGCAAGCCGACCUCUCCCCUCUGCAGCGGAGCCAUUCAUCAGGCGACGGGCAUCCCAACUCAUCCAAUAUCACCAAAUCACGAGCUGCCUUGCCGCCUGCUACUCCGGAUCGCGCACACGCAGCCAGGCCAACACACAAUGCCUCCCCCCCACUUCCUUCGCCCUCGACAGCAAAGCCAGCGCCGCAUGCUUCACGUCAGCGAGAAAGCUUCAUACAUCAUCGAGACCAAGACUUCAUCCCGCAACGCCCUCUCUCCAGCAGUCUCGACCCCGACGUGCUACGCUCCAUCAUCUCAGACUUUCCCACCACGCCAACGCCGCCAGCCAGCUCGCCGAAGGACCCAGCAUGCGAGCCCCUCCCUCCCUCCGGCACCACGACCAGCGUAGCCUUUCGCACAGCCACAGAGAAUGGGAGCGCGUUGACGUAUCGCUCACCCCUACCAUUCCCAGGCGAGCAAGCCGCUCAUUCUCACUCUGUUGGUACCACGUCAGCAUCAUUGGAGAAAGCUCUGAGGGAGCACGAGGAGCAAUCGCAGCGUGUCCCUGCGAGGAGGAAGGCUGUGGUAAUACCCUCCUCUCAGGCUGCGAGGGAGAGCUCAGUCAGGAAGCAGCCGGCAGCACCACUGCCUGUGAGGAUUGAUCUACCUAAAGUCAUGCUUCCACCCCGCGUGCCUACCCCUGUUCAUCAUCGAGACCAGCAAAAUCAGCAGCGCGGCGAGCAAGGUACCUCAGCGCCGCCCCGAGGAUCCUCUUCUGAAGUUGCAUCCGAAGUCAGCAGCUUUGCCAGCAUCAAGUACUGGCGGCAAGUCGUCGCAGUCGAAGGAUUUCUUGCCAAGGAGAAGAGAGCCACUGCAGCGGAGGCCGUCGCUAAGGGUGCCGAAUGUAGGCAAGCAUCUCCAGCUGAUGCAGCGAGGCCUGACGUAAAGCGGACACGCCCCUCGACGCCUCCGCCGCAGCACCCACGCCAAGUCUCUGGCGUGACGAGCACGUCUAGCCCUACGACGGUCGGCACGACUUCCAGUCGGAGGAAACUGAGCGAGCAAGAAGCGGCCAGGCUUUUUGGUCGCUUUACUCCGUACAGAGCACCUGAUGCUGAGAUCGACCGUAAGGCAAAAGGCAAGAAGUCGCCCCCGCUGAUCGUGAGCGGCAUGGUCGCUGCGCUACCUAGUGGGAUUGCGAGGGAAGACAAGCGCUACAGUACCCAUUCGACGAAUGACACUUUUGGAGUCGGGCGACGUCGUCCUCGAGAGAAUGACAGGAGCGUAGAGGCCGAAUCCGGUCACAGCCGCAAAGAAGAGCCACAACAGCAACGCAAAGAGGCUCAAUCGACUCUACUUCGCAAUACGCCAGCACCGACGUCUCGCCCCUUAUCCGCCAAAGAUAGCUCGCCGGCUCCACCUUCUCCUCCUCCGGGCAGCUCACGUCCUCCUACACCACCUCGCACCACUACCAGCACCGCCUCGGCCGCACGACACGACACGGCCUCAAACUCCAUCAAAGACGCUGGCAGCGCUCACGAUGGCGACGACGACGACGGUGCACACCUUGUGAUCUCGCUCAUCGCGCAGCGUGUCGGUGCAGCAGGGCAAGCACUGCUCACACUGGGGCAAGAUCUCGCUGUGUAUCAGCAGCAGGCUCUCGCCGAGAAUGCGGAUUCGAGGGGGUCGAGGACUUCGACGCCGGAUCAGCGAGGGAGAAGGCGCGCUUGAUGCGCGUUACGAUGAUUGCACAGCUUCGUCACCAUAUUUCAG